Messenger RNA from Heterotrigona itama, 216 nucleotides. Lineage: Eukaryota; Metazoa; Arthropoda; Insecta; Hymenoptera; Apidae. The record is from the annotation of a GenBank genome assembly.
AUGGCACCAAAAUCAGACUUUGAGGACAACUCUCAACCCAUAAACCCCUUCAUCAUGGAUAAGAGUUUGAGGGUUUAUGGGAUCGAUGGUUUGAGAGUUGUGGGUUCUUCAACUAUGCCAAAAAUUGUUAAAGAUAAUACGAAUGCGCCUACGAUUAUGAUUGCGGAGAGAGCUAGUGAUAUGAUUAAAGAGGAAUGGUUGUCUGGCAAGAUUUGA